GUGGAAGUGGAGCAGAAAGUUUCUUACUGAGCUGAAAACUUCUGAAUGAGGAGAAACAAAUGAACAUGAUAUUUAAAUGUUGGAUCCUGGGUUUGACCCUGAUGAUGAUCUGCUCAGAAACUUCUCUCAGUUUAGCAGAGGGUUUGCAGUCAACACAGAGUUAUAAUUACACCAAGUAUCACUCCAUGGAUGAGAUUUACAGGUGGAUGGAGGAGGUGGAGCGUGCAAACCCAGAGCUGGUCUCCUCUGCUGUCUAUGGACACACCUAUGAAGGAAGAAACAUCACACUGCUGAAGCUGGGACUGGGAAAUGCCGAGGACCAACAGAAGAAGCUGAUAUGGAUGGACUGUGGUAUUCACGCUCGAGAGUGGAUCGCUCCGGCCUUCUGCCAGUGGUUUGUUAAAGAGAUUGUGGAUUCAUAUAAAACCAAUAAGAAGCUGGAGCAGAUGCUGCAGAACCUGGACAUCUUUGUUACUCCUGUGAUCAACGUGGAUGGAUAUUUAUUCACCUGGGCCAAUGACAGUACUCGGCUCUGGAGGAAGUCCCGUUCCCCCCCUCCUGAGGGAAGUAACUGUUAUGGUGUGGACCUUAACAGGAAUUUUAAUGCCAACUGGGGAAUGGUUGGUGCGUCAUUCAACAGUUGUGCACUCACAUACUGUGGGAGGUCUGCAGGGUCCGAGCCAGAGGCUACAGCUGUGAUGGACUUCGUUGGUGGGAUGAUUGACCAGACUCUGUGUUUCCUCACCAUCCACUCGGCUGGGCAGCUCAUUCUCAUGCCCUACGGCCACCCGGAGAUCUCUGCACCCAACCACAAUGAACUGGUCUCAGUCGGCAAGGCAGCAGCAGCAGAGAUGGAGAAGAUUCAUGGAAUGACGUACACUGUUGGAACAUCUCCACAAAUACUGUAUCCGAACUCAGGUUCAAGUCGUGACUGGGCUCGUCUCAUGGGCAUCCCCUUCUCAUACACCUUCGAGCUGAGGGACAAAGGCGAGUUCAGCCACCUGCUACCGGAGGAGCAGAUACAGCCGGCCUGUGAGGAGGCGUACGCAGGAGCUCUCUCCAUCAUCACAUAUGUUCACGACAAGACUUUCCCCGACUCCGUCCCCCCCAACGCUGCUGUCACCUCGGUGUCUGGGUUUGCUGUGAUGAUUCUGAGCACCAUUAUGUCUGUGUUACUCACUGCAGGGGUCUCAGAGUAAG
Messenger RNA from Pleuronectes platessa (European plaice), 1200 nucleotides. Its product is annotated as carboxypeptidase O. Lineage: Eukaryota; Metazoa; Chordata; Actinopteri; Pleuronectiformes; Pleuronectidae. The coding region runs from base 60 to 1199 and encodes 379 amino acids. Gene Ontology annotation, molecular function: metallocarboxypeptidase activity; zinc ion binding. Gene Ontology annotation, biological process: proteolysis. The transcript has 11 exons. The record is from RefSeq and is a predicted model, not a curated record.